Cavia porcellus (domestic guinea pig) is the source of this 2331-nucleotide messenger RNA. It is a transcript of the gene D2hgdh, whose product is annotated as D-2-hydroxyglutarate dehydrogenase. The record is from RefSeq and is a predicted model, not a curated record. The transcript has 10 exons. Gene Ontology annotation, molecular function: FAD binding; catalytic activity. The coding region runs from base 202 to 1818 and encodes 538 amino acids. Gene Ontology annotation, cellular component: mitochondrion. Lineage: Eukaryota; Metazoa; Chordata; Mammalia; Rodentia; Caviidae.
CGUCAGUGCGCAGGCGCCACUCUGCCCUGCCUCUUGCGUCUCUGGGAACUUGGGGUCCUGAGUCACGCUGAUUGGAACAGGAAAAUAGAAAGGUGGUCCGGUUGGUCCGUGUGCUCGCUUGGGUAACUGUGGUUCCUGACAACCGCGUCGCCUGAGUUUCUGACCUUGAGCGCUGAUCGCACGCUGCACAGGGCAGGAGCAAUGGUGCUCCAUCAGAUGCUGAGAUGGUCUGUUUGGAUCUUCCGGGCCUCUCCAGGGUGGUGGAGGACAACUUACACCUUUGGGGCCUCGGUGGGACAGCAGAGGUGGCCGAGUUUUGCCUGGGUAAUGUCCAGCCCUCUGGCCUUCAGAAGCAGCUACUCCACGGUCCCCCACAUCCCCAGCGUGAUGCUUACCUCCGAACGAUACUCUGUGCAACGACUGCCCUUCUCCAUGGUAUCUGAGGAGGACCUGGCGUCCUUUGAAUGCAUCAUUCCCGGUAGGGUCAUCACAGACCCGGAGGAGCUGGAGGUGGCCAACGUGGACUGGCUGAGGAGUGUCCGGGGAUGUAGCAAGGUACUGCUGAAGCCCCGGACCACGGAGGAGGUGUCCUGCAUCCUCAGGCACUGUCACCAGCGGAACCUGGCUGUGAACCCACAGGGAGGGAACACAGGCCUGGUGGGGGGCAGUGUCCCUGUGUUUGAUGAGAUCAUCCUGUCCACUGCUCUCAUGAAUCAGGUCAUCAGCUUCCAUGAUGUGUCCGGAAUCCUAGUCUGCCAGGCAGGCUGUGUACUGGAGGAGCUGAACCACUACGUGCAGGAUCGGGGCUUCAUCAUGCCACUGGACUUGGGAGCCAAGGGCAGCUGCCACAUCGGGGGCAACGUGGCGACCAAUGCAGGUGGUGUGCGGUUCCUGCGCUAUGGCUCGCUGCGUGGGACUGUCCUGGGCCUGGAAGUGGUCCUGGCUGACGGCACUGUCUUGGACUGCCUGACUUCCCUGAGGAAGGACAACACAGGCUACGACCUGAAGCAGCUGUUCAUCGGUUCAGAAGGCACCCUGGGGGUUAUCACGGCUGUGUCCAUCUUGUGCCCUCCCAGGCCCAAGGCUGUGAAUGUGGCCUUCCUUGGUUGCCCGGGCUUUGCUGAGGUCUUACAGGUCUUCAGCACCUGCAAAGGGAUGCUAGGUGAGAUCCUGUCUGCAUUUGAAUUCAUGGAUGCCGAGUGCAUGCAGCUGGUCGGACAGCAUCUCCACCUGACCAGGCCAGUGCGAGAGAGUCCAUUCUACGUCCUGGUUGAAACUUCAGGCUCCAGUGCAGACCACGACAUGGAAAAGCUGGAUGGCUUCCUGGAACAGGCACUGGGCUCUGGCUUGGUGACCGAUGGCACCGUGGGCACUGACCAGAGCAAAGUACAGGCACUGUGGGCUCUGAGGGAGAGGAUCACAGAGGCACUGAGCCACGACGGCUACGUGUUCAAGUACGAUGUUUCUAUCCCUGUGGAACGGUUCUACGACCUUGUUACUGACCUGCGCACCCGCCUUGGCCCACGAGUGAAGCAUGUGGUGGGCUAUGGCCACCUGGGGGAUGGCAACCUGCAUCUGAAUGUGACAGCAGAGGCCUUUAGUGCAUCGCUUCUGGCCGCCCUGGAGCCCUACGUGUACACCUGGACAGCCGCACAGCAGGGCAGUGUGAGUGCUGAGCAUGGCCUGGGCUUCAAGAAGAAGGAUGUCUUGGGCUACAGCAAGACACCUGCCGCUGUGCAGCUCAUGUGGCAGCUCAAGGCCCUGCUGGAUCCCCGGGGCCUCCUGAACCCCUACAAAACACUGCCUGCCCAUUUGUGACUGGGCUCUGCCAGCUCUGCGGGGCAAGGACGUGGCUCCUGGGAGGACCUGCGGGUGGCUCUGCUGAUAGAGAUGAACCCAGUACCUCCCGCUGGCUUGUCCUUGGCACUCAAGAGGGUGGCCACUGGCCACUUGAUGUGAUGGGUGCCAAAGGCUGUGAGAAGAGCUGAGGUGCCCCAGAGGCCCUGAACUAGUGACCACAAUGACCUGGAGUGCUGGGAUGGGGCUCCCCAGGUGGGUGGGUGACCAUGGUCACGGCUUCACCCUAGUGACAGGUGUGCACAUCUCCUCUUACUAGGGUGAGAAGCCAUGCCUAGUGUGAUGGCCAUAUCUGGUGGCCUGGUGUCAUUGCCACGGGUUCUUUUAUGAGGGCAUAGACAACCCACCCCUCUUCAGCCAUGGCUUGGAGCCUCAUUGAGGUUCCCAGUUGCCCUGUGGUCCUGCCAUCAGGGAGGUGGCACAUACUCUUACCAUGAAUUUGCAGUAAAGGUGACUCAGGCACAGCUCUCUCCA